CUUUGUUUGUCAGCCUGACUAAUCACCGAGCUCCCACUUGGAGAAGUUUCUUGUAACGCCAGAAGAAAUAUAUGCCACAGCUACAGGACCUUUCAGCGCACAGCUCCACAUGAACAAGAGAAGAAGAUUGCAGAUUUUUCACCUUGAAAGAUCAGCCGUCAACACUAUGCGGUGAGAUUUCUAAGAUCAAAUUUCUCUGACAUCGCUGUUUAUCAACAUCGCUCACUAUGUGUGUGACCGAUAGAUUUAUUUCUUCCCCAGAAAACUAUUAAAGAGUGUUGCAUCCUUGAAAUUUGAUUGCCAUGGCAGCUUUUGACUUCACGUCUGUCUUCGAUUAUUUGAAUGAGCAGAAUAUUACAUUAGCAAAUCAAACCUGGAUCACUUGCAUAAAUGACUCUGACUGUUUGACCUGGGAGAUUCAUAAUUGUCUACAAGAUAUCAGUAAGAAGGCCAUCCUGCAUACGAUAUCGUUCUUUUACAUCCUGAUUUUUAUCAUUGGUUUGGUGGCCAACAUCGUUGUGGUGUAUGUGAAUGUGAAGACAAAUCGUUCAAGGCAUGAGACACACUUCUACAUCCUAAACCUGGCCAUUGCAGACUUGUGUGUGGUAAUCACCCUUCCUAUCUGGGUCACAUCUUUCCUCCAGCAUGGCAUUUGGCCCUUUGGAGAGUUCAUGUGCAAAUUUGUUCACCUCGUCUUCACUGUCAACCAGUUUGGGGGUAUCUUCUUCUUGACAUGCAUGAGCGUGGACAGAUAUGUCUCAGUCACGAGGCUCCAAGAUUCUAUGGACCGAAAGAAAGCGUGGACCCGUAAAGUAAUCUGUAUGUUGAUUUGGAUGUUUGCCUUUCUGGUGUCCGUUCCAGAUCUAAUUUUCUUGAAAGUGAAUAGCCACUAUGAGGGUCAACCUAUCUGUCAUCUGUCUUACCCUGAGGAAAACUUCAGACAAUGGAUGGCGGGGAUGGAAAUGUUCUGCAUCCUGAUAGGAUUUCUUUUCCCUUUCCUCAUUAUUGCAGUUUUCUAUUUCCUCCUAGCUACAGCCAUCCCAAUCACAAACGACCCGGAGAGGAAAAAUUGCCGGAAGAUAAUAUUUGUCUAUGUCAUUGUUUUCCUUAUCUGCUGGUUUCCUUAUCACUCUGUUCUGUUUCUUGAUGUUUUGUGGUUCCUAAACCUUUUAUCUUUCAGUUGUCAACUAGAAAAUUUCAUAAUAGUUGCUCUAAACAUCACUCAGUGUCUAUCUUUGGUGCAUUGCUGUGUCAAUCCUGUCCUCUACAGCUUCAUCAACAAAAACUAUCGAUAUGAUCUUAUGAAAGCUUUUAUUGUCAAAUACUCUGUCAAAUCUGGCAUCAUGAAACUUAAGGACACAACUGAAACAGAGUGUUGCAUACUAGAGUGCCCUUAAUGUAACACUCCAUUUUAGAUCAGAUAUUUCCUUUCAAAGACUCAACUUCGCUAUUAUGACAAUUCUACUGAAUGAUUCAAUUGUGCAGAAAGAUUUGAGAUGCUGAUUAGAUAUUUCCAGGAACGCUGGACAAGAUUCUAAUUGAGGGAGUUUAUGAAUGCAAAUACACUCUUAGCAGAUUUUACGCAGCCAAUUAAGCUUCAAUUUCACAAAUAAACCACAUGUAUUGCGUAGUAGAAACAAGGAACUGCAGCUGCUGGUUAAUACACAAAAGGGCACAAAGUGCUGGAGUAAUUCAGCAGAUUAGGCCGCAUCUCUGGAGAACAUGGAUAGAUGAUAUUUCAAGGUUGAAGGCUCUUCUUCCUUAAAUGCAGAAACAAGGAAUUGCAGAUGCUGGUUAAGGCAGAAAAGGAAGAAACGUCACGCAUCCAUGUUCUCCUGACCUGGUUCCUGCCUGACCUGCUGAGUUAUUCCAGCAUUUUGUGUCCUACAUGUAUUACUAAUGUAUACAAAGUGUUAGUGUAUAUUUAUGAGUUAUACUAAAUACAGAACUAUACUAAUAUAAUGUAUACACUAAAGAGUCCCAAAGAUUUGGGCAACUAGCUCCCCCAGAGAUGCAUAUGCAAUGGAUGCAGAAUUUUUUUUUCAAAUAAUAUCUAAAUUACAUUUGAUCCUACAAUAUAGCUCAUAUUCAUGUACACCUCAACCCAUCUUCUGCUAAAAUUCCUUCGAACUUUUGAAAAAUGUUUUGAUAUAAAAUAAAUAUGUGAUUUUAUUUUUAAAUGGUCUGAGACAAAGAUAUAGUUGUUCAGAGGGACCUGGAUGUACCUUGUACACAAUCAUUGCAGGUUUUACAGCUUGCGAUUCCAAAGGCAAGCAAUGCUGGCCAUUAUUAAACAAAUAAAGACGCCUCAGGGCACUUAUAUAAAGCC
Messenger RNA from Leucoraja erinaceus (little skate), 2329 nucleotides. Its product is annotated as atypical chemokine receptor 3-like. Bases 303 to 1397 code for a protein of 364 amino acids. Gene Ontology annotation, cellular component: membrane. Gene Ontology annotation, molecular function: chemokine binding; coreceptor activity; G protein-coupled receptor activity. The record is from RefSeq and is a predicted model, not a curated record. Gene Ontology annotation, biological process: G protein-coupled receptor signaling pathway; angiogenesis; vasculogenesis. The transcript has 3 exons. Lineage: Eukaryota; Metazoa; Chordata; Chondrichthyes; Rajiformes; Rajidae.